This is a messenger RNA of Adineta steineri, 825 nucleotides long. The record is from the annotation of a GenBank genome assembly. Lineage: Eukaryota; Metazoa; Rotifera; Eurotatoria; Adinetida; Adinetidae.
AUGGCCAUGCAACUGUGUAACAGACGUGUCACUCAAGUGACUACAAAUCUAGUUCGACAAAUUGCUAAACCAAUACCAAUGAAAGUUGAAGAUGAUCAUCAUGAUGAUGAACAUACACAUAUUUCAGUACCGAAAACAACAACACCAAAAACAUAUUUUUCUAUGAAUAAACAUUUAUUACGUGGAAAAGCUUCGAUUACAACUGGUCUUAGCACUCCUCUUAGUAUUCGUCAUGCGCAUACUGAUAUUCAAGUACCAAAUUUUGAUUAUUAUCGUCGUAAAGCACGUCUUGAUGCAUCAAAAUCAUAUCGAGAUGCUGGUGAUGCCACAUCACCUUACUCCUAUUUAACUCCUAUUGGUAUGGCUGUCACAUCAGCAUAUAUGGCAAAAUAUAUUAUUCGAGAUAUAGUUGCUUAUGUUGGUCCAGCUAGAGAUGUUAUGUCACUUGCUAAAGUAGAGAUUAGUCUCGAUGCUGUACCUGAAGGAAAAAAUGCUGUCUUUGAAUGGCGUAAUAAACCCAUCUUUGUUCGUCAUCGUACACCAGAAGAAAUCGCAAGAGAAGAAGGUGUUAACGUAAGUCAGUUACGUGAUCCACAAAAUGAUGCUGAUCGUGUGAAAAAAUCUGAAUGGUUAAUUGUUAUUGGUAUUUGCACACAUCUUGGUUGUAUUCCAAUUGCAAAUGCUGGCGAUUUCGGUGGUUACUAUUGUCCAUGUCAUGGUUCACAUUAUGAUGCAUCUGGACGUGUACGUAAAGGUCCUGCACCACUCAACCUUGAAGUUCCUCAAUAUGUGUUCAAAGAUGACAGUACCGUUAUCAUUGGUUAG